AUGGAAAAUGGCGAGUUGAACUUAUGGGAUCCUUCAAUUAUCUUGGAGGGUGGCGAUGCUGAGAAGUCACUGAUUUUACACAAUACGGCACAUUCUGGAAAUGUUCGGGGACUACAGUUUAACCCUUUUCAAAACAAUCUGUUGGCGUCAGCCGCAACGAACGGAGAGAUAUUUAUCUGGGACCUAUCCAACCCUGAUAAACCAUAUACACCAGGAACGAGGUCAUUGAAAAUGGAGGAAAUUACUCAUUUAUCUUGGAACAAUCAAGUACAACAUAUUCUAGCGACUUCCUCAAAUACGGGUUAUACCGUAAUAUGGGAUUUGAAGUAUAAACGUGAAGUGGUCAAUUUAUCAUACACAGGUCCUGCAGGUUCCUUAGCAAGUAGUUAUGGCAUGGGCUCUAUGAAUAUUCCAGGGGCUGGUGGUAGGAGGGGUGUUACUGCAAUUGCAUGGAACCCUGAUAUAGCAACUCAAAUAAUAACUGCAUCAGAAGAUGAUAACAACCCAGUAAUCCUUAUGUGGGAUCUUCGUAACGCACAUGCACCAGAAAAGGUUUUGACGGGACAUCAAAAAGGUAUUUUGUCACUUUCUUGGUGUCAAAAAGAUGCAGACCUACUACUUUCAUGUGGAAAAGAUAAUCGGACUCUUUGCUGGAACCCUAGAACUGGUGAAAUAAUAGGAGAGCUACCUCGAAGUUUGAAUUGGGCUUUUGAUGUACAAUGGUGCCCUGGGAACCCAGACCUUUUUGCGUCAGCAUCCUUUGACGGAAAGAUUAGCGUUCAUUCCUUACAAUCUAGUCAUGAUAAUGUAGAACAGAGGGACAUAUCAGACAACAGUGAUCCCUUUGCACCAAUUGCUCCAGCGUUACAACCGUCUCUCUCAUUAAAACAACCUCCUAAAUGGCUUAGAAGGCCAGUGGGAGUAAGUUUCGGCUUUGGUGGUAAACUUGUAUCAUUUUGCAAUAAAGCAUCCACCGACACUACUGCCAAUAAACGUAUUGUGUCAAUAUACAGUGUAAUUUCAGAGCCAGAUGUCGUACGAAGAUCUACUGAAUUAGAAACUGCUGUUGAUGAAAAAUCUCUUGGCAUCUUUUGCGAAAAUCGGGAAAAGCAGGCGAAUAACGAGUUUGAAUCGGAAAAUUGGAAAGUUCUCCAUACGAUAUUUAAUGAUAAUGAAAACGCACGAGAGCAGUUAGUUAAACAUCUCGGAUUCUCAAAAGUAGACAUAAUCUCGCAAAUUUCAACUGCAAUAAAGGCAAUGAAUUUAAAUGAGUCUUCGGAUGUGGAUAAGGUUACUUCUGAAUCGACAGAUUUACAAGAUACAGUGCAACAUGAGGAUGAUACCAGUGCUCCUUCAUCCACAAUUACUAGCGAUAUCACUAAAGAUGAUGAACAAAAUGUUGUAGAUAAACCAUCGGAUAAGUCAGAAAGUGUAGAUGAACUUUUCGUUGGAUCAAAUAUUUCUGGAGAGACGUCCGAUGCAUCCAACUUCUUUAAUUCGGAAGUUAUUCCUGAUGUGUUUCCCGUGCAGAACGACAAUUCGGAUUCUAAUAAACCUUAUAGCCUCGGGGCUUUCAAAAUCUAUCCCGAACAAGAAUCAGAGAUUGACAAAUUGAUCACUAGAUCAAUUGUACUUGGUAAUUUCGAAUCUGCUGUUAACCUAUGUUUAGAUGUAGAUAGGCUGUCAGAUGCAAUUUUAUUAGCGGGUUGUGGUGGUCCUGAACUUUUGCAGCGCACACGAAAAGCCUACUUUGAAAAACGAGUAUCUUCAGUUCCUUAUCUGCGUCUUCUCCAAAGCGUUGUUUCUGGUGACUUAUCCGACAUUGUACUUAACGCGGAUUUGUCCGAAUGGCAGGAAAUCGUAGUUGUUCUUUGUACAUUUGCACGUUCUGAAGAAUUUGGAGGAUUAUGUAACUCUCUGGGUCAGAGAUUAGAACAAGAAUAUAGAAAGUUAGUUGGUUUGUCAUCAACAACUGAAAGUAGAAAGAAAGGCUUGGAAUGUAGGAAAAAUGCUGUUUUAUGUUAUCUUGCCGCUGGGAAUUUGGAAAACGUUAUAAACAUUUGGAUCGCUGAACAAGAGGAAGAAGAAUAUGAGUUUGAACGUGGUAUUCAGAACGGAGAAAAUUUCGCUGGUUCGAGAUACUCUUACAGGGUUAGAACACUUCAGAGUUUAAUCGAGAAAAUAAUUGUAUUCUGUAAAGCUAUUGAUUAUGUCGAUCCAGCAUUAGUGCAAAGUUUGGAUUCGUCAAGCGGAGAAGAUAAUAAGCAAUACAAACUAGCUGCACUUUAUGACAAAUAUACAGAAUAUGCGGAGUUUCUUUCUUCUCAAGGUCAAUUGACUACCGCUCUUAAGUAUUUGAACUUGACACCUUUAGGGUAUAUAACUUCAUCCAAUGGCACUAGUUAUUUAGCGAUAAUUAAAGAACGUAUAUAUCAUUCGGGUAUUGAUGUCGGAGGUACCAAAGAACCGUUGUUCCCAUUCUCGGAGGUUUAUGUAGGUGCAGAUGGAGUAAUUAAUCAGCCCACUAAUAUUAGCGCCGGAGACACUUCAUAUAAUGCACCUCAAAUAGAUCCAAGUGCUUCACAAGUAGUAUAUGACCAAUAUACUUAUAAUAAACAGCCUGUGGUUCCUAAUGUACCGUAUCAACCUCAACCGCCACCUAUACAAAAUGUCCAACAGGGUCAACAACCGAUUUAUAAUCAAUAUGCGCCAUCUCCAUAUCAGAAUUUCCCCGGAUAUAAUCAGUCAUAUCAAGAUAAUACUAGUUUGAUUCCCCAGCCCCUCGUGCCCAACGAAAACUAUCAAAAUGUCAACGCUCCACCUGCAGUCGAAGCUCAACCUGCUUAUAAGAAAGGUUUGUCGAAUUGGAACGAUCCUCCACUAGUGACCCCUGGUCAGACGGGAAAGAGACCCGCUCAGACAAAAGUGAAUAAGCCACUUCCAAUUACAUCUCCUUUCCCAAAUUCAGCGUCUCCGUUACAUAAUGCACCACCACCACCAAAUUUUGCAGCGACUCAAGGACAAAAUGUCAUGAUGCCACCCCCACCAAAUUUUGCAGCGACUCAAGGACAAAAUGUCAUGAUGCCACCUCCACCAAAUUUCGCAGUGGCACAGGGGCAAAACGCCAUUUUACAACCUCCUCCAAAUUUUGCAGCAAACCAGGGACAAAAUGUUGCGUUACCACCCCCCCACAACAUUGCGACAAUUCCACAAAAUUUACCGGGAACUGGUGCCAUAUUACCACCACCACCACAAGCGAAUCGAGCAGGAGCACCACCUGCUUUCUAUCCGCCACCGCCAGCUUUUUCUGGCGUUUCUCCACAACGACCUGUACAGCCUUCUCAAACAUAUAAAGCAGAUCGUUCAACACCCACUCCUCCACCUCAAACUAACGUUGGUUACCAAGCUAGCAGUAUGGAAUACGUUCCUUCGUCGAAUGUUGCAUAUCCUUCGACCAAUAUCAGUUAUUCUGCACCACCGCCACCACCACUUGCUACCCAACAGGCUGGUUUACCAAAUCAACCUGCACCGGUUCUUCAAACCGCUAGGGCACCUACUCCAGCAAAAACGCCCACACCUGUUAAUGACAAACAUCGCAAGUAUUCCAUUUCUCCAGGGGACAGAACACAUAUCCCAGCUUCUCAAAAACCUAUAUACGAUAUAUUAAAUAAUGAAUUGUUGAAAGCUCGACAUAACUCCCCCCCUGCACAAAAAAAAUUGCUAGAUGACACUGAAAAACGGCUCAAUACUCUUUUCGAUGCUUUGAAUAACGAAGAAGUAUCACCUAUUGUGAUUGAGUCGUUGUCAGCUUUAGUUCAUGCUUUGGAGUCGCGUAAUUAUACAGAGGCUCUUAAUAUUCAGAUAAAUUUAAUGACUACUAAGAUGGAAGAGUGUGGAAAAUG
Molecule: messenger RNA, 3902 nt
Organism: Acaulospora morrowiae
Lineage: Eukaryota; Fungi; Glomeromycota; Glomeromycetes; Diversisporales; Acaulosporaceae
Source: the annotation of a GenBank genome assembly